Messenger RNA from Gasterosteus aculeatus aculeatus (three-spined stickleback), 988 nucleotides. RefSeq names its product cytochrome c oxidase assembly factor COX20 (gene cox20). NCBI's taxonomy places the organism in Eukaryota, Metazoa, Chordata, Actinopteri, Perciformes, Gasterosteidae. Gene Ontology annotation, biological process: mitochondrial respiratory chain complex IV assembly. Gene Ontology annotation, cellular component: mitochondrion; mitochondrial inner membrane. The record is from RefSeq and is a predicted model, not a curated record.
GGGUGGACCCAUUGCGUUGGUACUACGCAUGCGCAGAGCGCAAUAUGUCACACAAGUGAACGUUACGUGACUGUUUUGCUCGAGAUAAAUUGGGCAUAUGUGUUUCCACACACGGACACAAACACUGAGAAUCCAUGGCGGAGGAAGAGCAGGAGAGGAAGCCCAAGGGUUUCAGGCUGCUGGGAAUCCUGGAUGUCCAGAACACGCCGUGUUCCAGAGACGCCGUCCUGCACGGAGCCGGGGGCUCGGUGGCUGCUGGCCUGCUGCACUUUCUGGCCACAAGUCGGGUGAGGAGGUCGUUCGACGUGGGGUUUGCUGGCUUCAUGCUCACUACGCUCGGGUCCUGGUUUUACUGCAGAAUGAACAACGCAAAGCUUCGCGUGCAGCAGAGGAUGAUCAAAGACGGGAUCCAGAACAAGGUCGUCUACGAGGGCACCAGUGCAGACCCCACAAAAAAACCUGGAGCAGAAACGCCAUCGGGGCCCUCGUGACCUCAAGGUUGGAAACUCCUCCACUGGCAGAAGAGAGGACACCGUCCUACAGAGACGUUUUGUAGAAGACCGACUGGCAUCGAAGGACAAAGCUGAAAUUCCAACAUAUAUUAUACAAGGACUGAGGAGCAGAUUUUGCCCUCGAGUGUAUCUUGAUCCUGAAACAUGUUUUAAGGUAAAUUAUUUCAUAUCAUCCCUCCAUCCACCGGGCAGAUGUACCAAUGAAACCAGUCGAAUCAAACCCUGUGGUGCACUGCAUGCUGGGAAUUGGAUGGCUUCUGUCUGUCUGAAAGUAAUUCAUCUUUAAUUGUUUUAUCAUUUUGGUAUUUAAAAGUUGAAUGUGUGGAAGAUAAAAUUGUAUCCUGAUGUAAUGAUGUGUCCGUGCAGUUUUGGGACGGUGUGGAAGAUAUAAAAGUAAAUGUUGUUUCCUUCCAAUGUUGUCAACUAAUUGACUACUAUGUCUGCAAUAAAAUCAAUAGGUGAGUAAAUAAAUGAAA